CCCCGCCGAGCCGGGACCAGGGCGGUGGGAGCGGACGCGGCCGCAGGAUGGUGGCGGGGCUGUCCCCGGCGCGCAGUCCCGGGAGCUGGCUGGUCCCCGGGCUGUGGCUGCUGCUGCUCAGCGGUCCGGGGGCGCCGGCGAGCGUCCCGGAGCAGCCGUCCUGCACGAGAGCCUUCGACCUCUACUUCGUCCUGGACAAGUCUGGGAGUGUGGCUAAUAAUUGGAUCGAAAUUUACAACUUUGUGCAGCAGCUCACGGAGAGAUUCGUGAGCCCUGAAAUGAGAUUAUCCUUCAUUGUGUUUUCUUCUCAAGCAACCAUUAUUUUGCCAUUAACUGGAGACAGAAGCAAAAUCAGUAAAGGCUUGGAGGAUUUAAAAGAUGUUAGACCAGUAGGAGAGACAUAUAUCCAUGAAGGACUAAAGCUAGCAAAUGAACAAAUUCAGAAAGCAGGAGGCUUACAAACCUCCAGUAUCAUAAUUGCACUGACAGACGGAAAGUUGGACGGUCUGGUGCCGUCAUACGCAGAGAAAGAGGCCAAGAUAUCCAGGUCAUUUGGGGCUAGAGUUUACUGUGUUGGUGUUCUUGACUUUGAACAGGCGCAGCUGGAAAGAAUUGCCGAUUCCAAUGAUCAAGUUUUCCCUGUGAAAGGUGGAUUUCAAGCCCUUAAAGGAAUAAUUAAUUCUAUACUUGACCGGUCAUGCACUGAAAUCCUGGAAUUGCGGCCCUCAAGUGUCUGUGUGGGGGAUGAAUUUCAGAUUGUUUUGUCCGGAAGAGGAUUCAACUUGGGCAGUCGGGAUGGGAGUGUUCUCUGCACCUACACUGUAAAUGAAACGUACACAAAGAGUGUUAAUCCAGUAAGUGUGGACCUUAAUUCUAUGCUUUGUCCUGCACCUGCCCUGAAUAAAGUGGGAGAAACUCUUGAUGUUUCAGUGAGCUUUAAUGGAGGAAAAUCUGUCAUCUCAAGCUCACUAAUAGUCACAGCCACAGAAUGUUCUAGUGGGACGGCUGCCAUCAUUGCUGUUCUGGUGUUACUGCUACUGCUGGGCAUUGGUUUGAUGUGGUGGUUUUGGCCCCUUUGCUGCAAAGUGGUUAUCAAGGAUCCUCCUCGACCACCACCUCCUGCACCAAAAGAGGAGGAACAGGAACCUCUGCCUAACAAGAAAUGGCCCACCGUGGACGCCUCUUAUUAUGGUGGUCGAGGGGUUGGAGGAAUUAAAAGAAUGGAGGUUCGUUGGGGGGAUAAAGGAUCUACUGAGGAAGGUGCGAGGCUAGAGAAAGCCAAGAACGCUGUGGUGAAGAUUCCCGAAGAAGUGGAGGAACCUGUCAGGCCGAGACCGCCUCGGCCCAAACCCACAUACCAGGCUCCUCAGACGAAGUGGUACACGCCAAUUAAGGGUCGUCUGGACGCGCUCUGGGCGCUGCUGAGACAGCAGUACGACCGGGUUUCCCUGAUGCGGCCUCAGGAAGGCGACGAGGGCCGGUGCAUAAACUUCUCCCGAGUUCCAUCUCAGUAAAAGGAAAGCAGGAAGACCAAAGAAGAUAGGAAGAUACAUCUUACACUGCUGAUAUCCAACCAAAUGAAAAAAAAAAAUUAAGUGAAUUUCAGAAGUUUUUGGAAGAACAGCUUUCUUCCUUUCAGUCAGGAAAUGUUUUCUCUGCCUUCUGCUUUGCUUGCACCAAACAUUUUUAAAUACUCGUUCUGCCAUCUACAUGAGAGUUGGUGAAACCCACUGGUAACUCAUGAUUCAUGACAUUGAACAUAAAGACUCACGUUAGUCUACCUGCUAUGGUUUAUACAAGAAAGUUCGUUGGAAUGUGGAGAGGAGGAAAAAGCAAAAACAACAGCAUGAAGAUAUCAAAACAGGGACCACGGAACAACGGGCCAUGGCGGGUCUGUAAUGGAGAGAGGAGUGCUUUACAUGGAGACAUGGCAUUUGCAUUUUUACAUCACAAAAUUGUCCGCCACAGGCGGAGUAUGAAAUUUCCCACCAAGCCAAGCAGAUACGGGAGUCCGUUGCCUUAUAGCUAUGUCAGAUCACAAAAUCCUCCUCGGUCCCCUAUCACACUGUGCCUUACGGGAAGUUUCUGACUGGAAAAUCUUGUCAUUCUAACACUGAAAAGUGCACACGCAUGACAAAAUGUAGACAGGAUGCCUCAAGGUAUUGGUAGCAAGCAAGAUUUUGCCCUUUAGUUGUUGAAGACACCUUUCUUCAUUAUGCACUCGGGAAAAGAAGAAAAUUAAUAGAGCGUUAUUACACAGGAAGACAGCCUCUAUCCAGAGGUCUUGAGUGGAGUUUAAGGGACUUGUGCUUCAAGAACUCGUCCCCGGGAGUGGGGAUUUACCCCACUCUCUGUGUUUAGGGUGUAGUAGCGCAUAAAGCAUUAAUAUCUGUAAACACACCGGGAGUUUGUUUUGCUUUAAUUUAAAGGAAGCGGUAACCACAAAGCUUCCGCUCAGGGUUUUUCCUUCCUCCAAGUCUCCAAGGGCUCUUCAGCGUCACAAGCCAGCAACUCUCUUUGCAUGAAAAUUUCAAAGUUUAAUUAAUAUAAUUAAAGGCAACAGCAAGCAGCAGCCUGUGAAGAUUUUGCUCAUCUUUUUUAUGCCUUUUGACAUUGAAUGACCUAUUACUGUGUGCGCAUUACUUGGAUCUUGAGGGACACUCUACCUUGGUUAUGAGUCAGUAGAGAAAAAAAGACCUCCUCUCCUCAAUUUAUACAUUAAAGUUUGAGGAGGGCCGGCCACCACAAAACAUCGAAAUGUACGUAUGAUAAUUUUUUAGGAAAACCAACUUCGUGUCACGUCGACGAUGCCAGGUUAUGUUAGCGUGAGCGGAAACACUCGGGGGGGGGAGGAAGAAGGCAGCCGCUGAAGAAGAAAGCUCAAAUGAUCUAGUCACUUUCGAUACUGUACUUCAGAUGCGAAAUGGAUAUUCGACUCGAAACCUGACAAAACCCGCCUGCUGUGAUGUGAACUGGUAUAGACAGUGACCAGCGGCUGGGUCAGUGGGAUGUCUCCCUGCGAGCACACAGGCUUAUCAAGUGACACUAAAAAUAAGUUCAACAACCAUCACGUUGGAAGGAAGGAGGCGAACGUUUCAUGUUCGGCGGGCAUGCGAGUACACAAGACGGAAGGAGCGAUUUGGAGCAUCCCGGUAUAAUUACCCCCAUUGUGCCCUUAAUGGAAAUUUCAGAGGACGGGAGUGAUUCUGUUGGUUGGUGUCCAGAUUUGUGGCACGGCUCCAAGAAGCCUUACUCACACACACAAAUAUAUAUAUAUAUAUACAUGCAUAUCCUCUAGCUUGAAUCAUUUGCUCAAGUUUAUUUAUGUCACUGGCUGGCUGGAUCCAAAGUCAUGUGUCUCCAUAUUCGUAAAUAAAAUUUUACCUGUG
Molecule: messenger RNA, 3389 nt
Organism: Neogale vison (American mink)
Lineage: Eukaryota; Metazoa; Chordata; Mammalia; Carnivora; Mustelidae
Gene: ANTXR2
Product: ANTXR cell adhesion molecule 2
Exons: 17
Coding region: 48-1514 (488 amino acids)
Cellular component (GO): membrane
Molecular function (GO): signaling receptor activity
Source: RefSeq, a predicted model, not a curated record